Messenger RNA from Pyrus x bretschneideri (Chinese white pear), 1260 nucleotides. RefSeq lists its product as uncharacterized. The record is from RefSeq and is a predicted model, not a curated record. Lineage: Eukaryota; Viridiplantae; Streptophyta; Magnoliopsida; Rosales; Rosaceae. The coding region runs from base 403 to 654 and encodes 83 amino acids. The transcript is spliced from 2 exons.
UUCCUAUUCAUGCAAAGGGGUCUAUUAAGAAAAAGAAACUGUACAUUUUUCGUCACUUUCUGGGGAAAAUGUCAGGAUUUUCCCGGUGAAAUAUUUUCCUACUUUUUAAUAAUUGCCAGGCUUUCCUUCUUCUCUCUUUCGAUUUCGUCGCCUUUUCCAUUUCAUCCCAUUGCUGUUUGAAACCGUGCGUCGAGGAUGGGCGUUGACUUUUCGCGGAAAUGGCGAUUCACGUCCACUACGACCUGCAAGAUUUGAACUUCAGGGGAUAGUUUUGCGAAUUUAUCCAAAUCAGGGAUUUGGAUCAAAUGGGUUUUUGAUAAAUUUCAGAAAUUGGAAGGGUUUCUGGUUGAAUUUGGAUUCUUUUGGGGUGCGAUUUUGUUGGGUCGGGCUGUGAAUUUGUUGAUGGAUACGGAUGCUAAGGAUGCUAGUACUGCUAAUGGGUGUAAAACUGAGACGACGUCGGAUACCGGAGACUCUCAGAAAGUUGAGGAAAAUGUUAAUGGAGAUGAAGACAGUGAGUCUAAUUCUUUGUUGCCUCCUCGGAGAGGGGGCAUGUCGAGGAAAACGAAUAAGACUCGGCGAAAAGUGCAGUGGAAUGAUAGGAAUGGGAAUAAGCUUGUUGAGGUCCUGGAAUUCGAACCGAGAUGUGCGUGACUAAACGCUUGAAUGUGCUCUUGACGUCAAGUUCUUUUGACUUUAUCGUGAUAUAUUUACUUUUUUUCUUUUGCCCUAAAUGAUCGUAAAGUUGAUUAAUCGUUACUCCACAACUUUUUGGCCUGUUAUGGAACUGCUGAGAAUGGAUACCUUCAUGUCUCUGGUCUGUUAUGAACAUGGUAACCUUCAUUUUCGUGCUAUCGAUACUGAAAUAUCCUUUUAUCUAGCGCUCAAUUGUCUGCAUAAACAUAAUGGCUCUCUGCAAUUCACAUAGGAAGUAGCUUCUCACCGGUGUCUUAGUACGUGAGUGUGUGCGCGUGCACGUCUGCACUCAAGGAAUUGGAAAACAAAUUAUCACAAAGUGUUGUUUUAGCACAUCUUUUAUUGAUUGCUCAAAUGAAAAUAUAUACACUCUGCUUUGCUACAUUUUGCUAGAUUGAAGUAAGAAAUCUCUCAUGGCGUACCUAUGUGCUUGUAAUCCGGUUAAAGUUGGAAAACAAAAUUACUAAUGGAGUAGUAACUAUUUAUGAUGGUAUUUGCACCCGUAUGAAAUUACUGUUACAUUUAUUUUCGACUUACUAGUUUCUGACCCUGUCUCAUUGUUCG